Messenger RNA from Durusdinium trenchii, 1577 nucleotides. NCBI's taxonomy places the organism in Eukaryota, Dinophyceae, Suessiales, Symbiodiniaceae. The record is from the annotation of a GenBank genome assembly.
CUGAGACGUGACGAUCAAAGUGUUGUUUGGUGCCUAAAGUGGUCGGAUGUUGAAGACCUUUCAUUUGCGCAGAUGCCAGUAAGUCCUAUUCAAAAAAACCUUGAGAUCGAAGUGCGAACCCUGGAGUAAGAAAAACCUUGGCGUUGACUUGCGUUGUUUGUUGGACUGUUCAAUUAUCCUGGUUGCACAGCAAAUUUGUCGGUUACCAUGCGCUGAGGGCCUGCAUGUGGAGACAUUUGCAAGAUAAACGAUUGAGAACGUUAGAUAGUCCAGAAAGAUGGACAAACUCACCGUGCCAGAAGUUCGAUUUCCAACUUCACCUGUUUUGAGGCCAGCUAGUAGCGUCCGAUCAGGAGCCCCUAGUAGCGUCCUUGCUCCUAUAGUAGUAAGGCCAGGAGCGCCUAGUAGCUUCUGGUUCCUAGUAGCGAUGCCAAUAGAAAUAUUUGCCUGCAGUACAACGAUCCUGAGCUUUUCACCCUUCAGCAUGGCCAUUCCGAUGUAGGCCGUGGGCGGCCCUUCCACGGCCCGUUGUGCCACGAUCCUCCUCCCCUUCCACGAUGGCUCAGGUGUCCGGUUUGGGCAGAACAUAGUUGUGUACACCUUGGUCAGUGACGGACUGAGAGACUUUGAUCGUCCCAUGGCGCUGCGGCUGUUCUGUACCUUCAUCGACGUUCAAGACGUCGCCGUCCCAGACUCCGCCCGAACGUCCAGGAGUCUACCAUGCCCACGCAGGAGUGCAAACGCAUCAUUCAAGGGUGAGUCAGAGUAUGUGGCAACGUUGCUUGAAAGGUCUGCGACCAAAUUCUGUGGAUUGUCGGAGGUCAAAGAUGCGGAGGGUGAGAAGGUGGAGACGCUCACGGUGGAUCCACCCGAAGACACUCACGAACAUGUGAAUGUGGGCUCGGUUGGCCAUCCGAUGAUGUGCCGCCGGCCUUGUGCUCGCUUCGUGAAGGGCGAGUGUACCUCGGGUGCCGAUUGCAACUAUUGUCACCUGCAGCAUGAAGGUGCGAUCAUGUCGCUCGAUAAGCGCCAGCGGAAGCAAAUUCAGAACAUGGAUCUGGCCGAUCUCGUGGCCAUGCUCCUCCCGCCGCUCCGCGCAGCCCUGGCCGAGCUGCCCACCCGCCCAGCAGGACGCCUGUUGGCGGCUGUGCAGGCCCAGGCGGCAGCACAGGCUCCGGUACCCGACUGCUUGCUGGAGCGAAGAUUGCGCAGAAUGUCGUUGCCAGCUCUCCUGUCUUGCAUCCCCGCACAACAUGGCGACUUUCGUGCCGUGCUGCAAGAACACAUCGACGAGAUUCGUCGUGAGAUGCCAGUCACUGUCAGCCAGACCGUCCGAUGUGGAACGUUCUGAAGUUAUUUGUUUUUUUUUUCCCGUGAAACGGGUUGUGGAAACCACCAACGUGCAUAUGCUGCUCGUUGGAACCGUUUUAUGUGAAUGUCUUUAACGACAGCUCGAGGGUGGAAGCCAUCCGAGACGUGUGGAGCGCCUUCGACGCGCACCCCCAGAGCGUUGAAGAUCGUUGAAGUCGCCAGGCGUCCUGCCUGACUCCAGGCGUCUAUUGGACUCUGAUUUCCAU